Durusdinium trenchii is the source of this 1676-nucleotide messenger RNA. The record is from the annotation of a GenBank genome assembly. NCBI's taxonomy places the organism in Eukaryota, Dinophyceae, Suessiales, Symbiodiniaceae.
AGCUUGGUUCAAGAGAACGAGACCCUUUAUCUCAAUAUUUCUCAAUGUAAUUCCUCAGUCUUUCUGGCGCCAUGGAAGCUGGUGAAGUUGCCAGCAACUUCCAGAAAUGGUGUCAUGAACAGGGCUGUCAGAUGGAAAAGAUCAAAGUGACAAAGACAUGCCGUGGCUUUGGCUUGGAGACCACAGCUGCACUGAAGGCAGGUGAAGUCGCCUUGUCCAUUCCACUUGAUCUAUGUCUGACGCUGGCAGCAUCCGCUCGAUCUCGGAUUGGGCAACACCUUUUGGCCAGCGACACAGUCCGCGGGCAGCGCAUCAGUGCCCAGGCUUUGAUGUAUGUAGUGAUGAUUGAUGGAUGGCACGAUCCUUCCAGCAAAUGGCACGCCUAUUUGCGUCAAAUCCCUUCAAGACAUGGCGAUCCCCUUUGGUGGACCAUGCCGCAGCGCGAAGAGAGACUUGCUGGAACCCAACUGCUUUAUGAAGUUCAAAGACAUGAACGCCAGCUCGAAGCGGUCUAUGCUUCACUUUUCCCUGCCCUAUCACAGGAGCAGCCGGAGAUCUUCCCGAAAGAACGUUUCACUUGGAAGGCCUUCUGCUGGGCACGCUCCUCCCUCUCUUCUCGUUGCUUCGCACUAGAGCACUUGGAGAAGUUCAUGAGCCAAUCAGAACAAAAGGAGCAUCAAGCAUCUGCUGAACUUAAUUCACAGCUUGAACCAAACGAGGCACGAAUUGUGGAAUGUGUGCAACCAAAUUUGUAUUUGUCCCCGCAUGAACAGGAGAGACUUGCGCUUGACUUUCCCGGAGUCCUGUGUCCCCUUCUAGAUACUGCAAAUCAUGAUCCAUCAGUUCUUGUCGAUGUUGGACUUUGCAAUUCAAAGGGUGAGUUGCACUUGGGUGUGUCCCAAAGAAGCGCAGUUGAUGCUGGGCAAGAGUAUUUUAUCAACUACGGCAACCACCGCAGCAAUCUCCAGUUGUUGCUUGGGCAUGGCUUUUGUGUGCCAGAGAACCCUCAAGACACGCUACCACUGAAGCUGGGGCAACAACCGACUGUGCAUGAAUCCAAGAUUAGACAGGAGGCGCACAAGAUGGCUGGCUUGGAUCUCGAUCAAGUCUUUGAGCUGUCAGUGAAAACACCAAUGCCAGAGCCGCUGUUGGCCACCAUCCGCUUAGUGGUACUACCCAUCAACAAGAUCUACAAGAUGAUGCAGUCGGGAGAUCUGCGGGAACAGCUGUUGCGUCCGAUUGAGUGCCAGCUGGAUCCUCAUGCUGAGGUCGAAACCUUUUGUGUUUUGAGACGAGAGUUGCUGAAGAAACAGCGAGCGUUGCCGGCCAACACCAGCAGCUGGCAGGGGUCACUUCCCAGCUGUCCGGGCUUUGAUGAUUGGUGCGAGUACUACGCAUCCUUGUACCGCGUUGGUCAACAAGACAUUAUUCGAGCUGCCUUGUGUGAUGCUUUUGUUCGAGAGCAAGCCGCCAUGGAUAAACGCGAGGCGUAUAUUCUGCAAGAGGAGGAAGAGGAAGAGGAGCAGGUGGACGACGAUGAGGUGCUUGAAGACAAAGAGCUUCCAGCCAAGAAGCCAAGAGCUUCAUGAAACAGCUCCUUAUGCAGGUUUUUCCGGGAGAAAAGGCCGGGAAAGCCGAGGAAUGAGCAAGGACAGCGUUUUGCUGCCAAAACUCGC